UUGUCUUAUCUUGGAGUUAGCAGGUGUUGCUCAAUCUGAAGAUCAGGUGACCAAUAACACCAGCCAUGUCAUCAAGGCCUUUUGAAAGUCCACCUCCUUAUAGACCUGAUGAAUUCAAGCCAAAUCAUUAUGCACCAAGCAAUGACAUAUAUGGUGGAGAGAUGCACAACCGACCAAUGCUCUCUCAGCCAGCGUAUUCUUUCUACCCAGAAGAUGAAAUUCUUCACUUCUACAAAUGGACCUCUCCUCCAGGAGUGAUUCGGAUUCUCUCUAUGCUCAUUAUUGUGAUGUGCAUUGCCAUAUUUGCCUGUGUUGCCUCCACGCUUGCCUGGGACAGAGGCUAUGGAAAUGGCUUACUGGGAGGUGGUAUAGGCUACCCUUAUGGAGCAGGUGGCUUCAGUGGCUUUGGAAGUAGCUAUAGUUAUAGCUAUGGUUAUGGUUAUGGAGGAGGCUACACAGAUCCAAGAGCAGCAAAGGGCUUCCUGCUGGCCAUGGCUGCCUUUUCUUUCAUUGCUGCAUUGAUGGUAUUUGUUACCAGUGUUAUAAGAUCUGAAAUAUCCAGAACAAGAACAUACUACUUGACUGUGAUAAUAGUGAGUGCUAUCCUGGGCAUCAUGGUGUUUAUUGCCACAAUUGUCUACAUAAUGGGAGUCAACCCAACAGCCCAGUCUUCUGGAUCUUUAUAUGGCUCUCAGAUAUAUGCUCUCUGCAACCAGUUUUAUGUACCUGCAGCUACUGGACUCUACGUGGAUCAGUAUUUGUAUCACUACUGUGUGGUGGAUCCCCAGGAGGCCAUUGCCAUUGUACUGGGUUUCAUGGUUAUUGUGGCUUUUGCAUUAAUAAUUUUUUUUGCUGUGAAAACUCGAAGAAAGAUAGACUAUUAUGACAAGUCCAAUAUUCUGUGGGACAAGGAACAUGUCUAUGAUGAGCAGCCUCCCAAUGUCGAGGAGUGGGUUAAAAAUGUUUCUGCCGGCACGCAAGACAUGCCCCCACCACCAUCUGACUAUGUGGAGAGAGUUGACAGUUCCAUGGCAUACUCUUCCAAUGGUAAAAUGAAUGACAGGCGGUCCUACCCAGACCUUUCCUACAAAUCAACACCGGUGCCUGAGGUGGCUCGGGAGCUUCCCCUGACUUCACCUGUGGAUGACUACAGACAGCCUCGUUACAGCAGCAGCAGUAACUUUGAGACACCUUCAAAACGGGCUCCCACCAAGGGAAGAGCCGGGAAGUCAAGGAGAACAGAGCAAGACCACUAUGAUACAGACUACACUACGGGUGGCGAGUCAUGCGAUGAGCUGGAGGAAGACUGGAUCAGGGAAUAUCCACCUAUCACUUCAGAUCAACAAAGACAACUUUACAAAAGAAGUUUUGACACUGGCCUGCAGGAAUACAAGAGUUUACAAGCAGAACUUGAUGAGAUCAGUAAAGAACUCUCACGUCUAGAUAAAGAACUGGAUGAUUAUAGAGAAGAAAGUCAAGAGUACAUGGCUGCUGCUGAUGAAUACAACAGACUGAAGCAAGUUAAGAGAUCUGCAGAUUACAAAAGAAAGAGGAAUUAUUGCAAGCAGUUGAAGAGCAAAUUAUCACACAUCAAGAAGAUGGUGGGAGAUUAUGAUAAACGGAAAACAUAGAAUGCAGAUUUCACCUUGUUUGAGAGAUUAAGGAGUUAUCUGUCUGAUGUCUCUUCAAUAUUCUCAUAAGGCAAAUGACUUUGGACUCUAACCUGGGAAGCCAAACCUUUGUGAUCAUUACAAAGUUUUGGUAGCUUUAAUAUUAUCACUAUAAUAUCAUCAGUAUUGAAGCAUUUUAUAAAUAGCUUUUGAAAUUCAACUGGGCUGAACACUCCAAUUAAGGAUUUUAUGCUUUAAACACUGGGUUUUGUAUUAAAAACUAAAUACUGUUUGAGGUUUUCAGAUCAGAAAGGAACGUCUUGGUGUGAACUGUGCUGUGAACGUUCACACCC
Messenger RNA from Orycteropus afer afer, 1963 nucleotides. It is a transcript of the gene OCLN, whose product is annotated as occludin. The record is from RefSeq and is a predicted model, not a curated record. Gene Ontology annotation, cellular component: bicellular tight junction; apical plasma membrane; cytoplasmic vesicle. Gene Ontology annotation, biological process: bicellular tight junction assembly. NCBI's taxonomy places the organism in Eukaryota, Metazoa, Chordata, Mammalia, Tubulidentata, Orycteropodidae.